ACACACACACACCCCAGUCAGAGGGAGGCAACCGCUGCGAGGAGUCAGAGCCGAGACGCCCGAACAAUAACCAGACAGCUCCCCGAGCCCGGACACACUCCGGGGGAGCACCGGAGGCUAAAGCCAGCCGGAGACAGAGCAGAGCAGAGGAGAGGAGAGGAGAGGAGCGGGCAGGGACGUCCAGCACCGGCGGGAGGAAUCACCGCCACACGGCCGUUAUAUGUGAACGCCGCCGCGGGAUGAAGGGAUUGAUGCGCACACCAAAACAUGUUUUCCUCUGGGACAAAAAACACAUCUCCUUCCUGAACGGCCAAAUGAAGUGGCAGAAGAAGAUAUUUCUGGCCCUCAUUGUCAUCUGUACUGUCAGUCUUCUGCUGCACCAUGGGGGCCACUUCACCUGGAACAUGGAGGCCUUCCGCUUUGGCUGCUCUCACCAGUACCCAGGAUCAAAGCCGAAACACACCAACAUUGUCUUCUUGAAGACUCACAAAACGGCCAGCACCACCAUGCAGAACAUCCUAUUCCGUUUUGCAGAGCGCAACAACCUGAUGGUGGCGUUGCCAGUACAAGCAUGUGGUCAUCAGUUCUGCUACCCACGUUCCUUCUCCUCUCACUUCGUCCAUCUGCACACGCUGCGACCAAACUUGAUCACCAACCACAUGCGCUUCAAUAAGACGGCAUUGCAGCGCCUGAUGCCAAAUGAUACACUAUACAUUACAAUCCUGAGAGAACCAGCCUCCAUGUUUGAAUCCUUGUUUACAUACUACAGCCGACACUGUAUGAGUUUCAGGAGAGUCCCGAAUGGCUCUUUGGAAGCGUUCUUGGCGGAGCCCUUCCGUUACUACAGGCCACAAGAGGUAGAGUCCAUGUAUGCACGCAACACCUUGACCUUCGACUUGGGUGGAGACAAAGAUCAUCCGUCAAAAGACUUGGCUUAUGCACAAAACUUUGUUGCGGAAGUUGAAAAAGUGUUCUCCCUAGUGAUGAUUUCCGAAUACUUUGAUGAGUCACUUAUUCUUCUUCGCCAUCUUCUCUCUUGGGAUUUGGAGGACAUCCUGUACGUCAAGCUAAAUAUGCGGACUGAAAGUUCCAAGAAGAGGUUGUCUCCAGGUCUUCCUGAAAAGAUCCGUGCCUGGAAUUCCAUAGAUACAUAUCUUUAUGAAUAUUUUAAUGCUUCAUUCUGGCUCAAACUGUCAGAUUUGGGUUUAGACUGUGUGGCGAAGGAGGUCCAACUUCUUCGACAGGUACAAGAGAGGCUAAUGAGAAGUUGCUUUGGUGGGAAAAUGCCACUUCCACGCCCAGCUGCAGAGAUCAAGAACAAGGAUCUCCGUCCAUGGCAGCCAAGCGACAAAGUCGACAUCGUCGGCUAUGACCUCCCGGUAAAUAUAAGCCAUGAGGCACAGGAGCACUGCCUCAAGUACAUCAUGCCAGAGAUCUCAUACACGCGCAUCCUUCUACAUUCCCAGUCCUUGCGACAUCGUCGAAGUUAUCAGAAUCGGCCUCCACAAAAGUCACACAUCCUCCAACAUCACAUGCGCACAACCCUGCCUCGGCAUUCUCAGGUCCGCCUCAGCCAACCAGCGCCCUCUGUUGAUCAGAGCCCAGACUCAGGAACAGAGUCCAAAUCUAACGUGAAGCGAAGUGAAGGAACUACGAAGCUAGGGCUUUAAUUCUCAAGCAAAAUGUGAAAAUCUCAUCAGAGCCCAGCAGACUGCACACUUUGACUCAUCCUGAUAGAAAUAAAGACUAUGAUGCUCGAUUAAUGAAACCUUUUGGGAGUCAAAUUUGUAUUUAGGAAAGCAAAGUAAAUUGGGUUUUCUCUCUGAAAACCCUUUUUAUUAUGACUAAUGAAGACAAAGGGUUAACCACGUCUGGACUUCAACCACAUUCUCCUCCUUUGAUGUGUGAAACAGUAAAAGUGAUGGAAAACCAAAUAGCAAGGACUAAACUGGAGCUAGACUCUAUGGUGACAGCAACUGAUUGCAGCUGGUUUCAGGUGAAAGUGGUUGUUUAAAUUAAACCAGUUGAUGUAAGUCCUGGAACAAAUGACAAGGUACUGAUAAUCUGCUCCGUUGUAAGGCACAGAGUGUACUUUGUGUGCACCAGACUAGUUCUGUAUCCGAUUACUUUCCUUUAUUUUCCCUUUCUUCAGCUCUGGUUUCCAUGCCUUCUAAUUAGCAUAUAUGUUACUUAAAGUCUUUCGGACACACAAUGACACUUGUGGAUCAACUGUCAGGCUUUCGAAGACCCACAUUGAGUUCACCUUUUUAACCUUUCUUCUUUAUAAGGUCCAGAACCUAAAGCAGCAAAGAGAGCGAGAAGAGAAAUGGCAGAGUCACUCAGACAUUACAUAGAUGUCUGGAUGCUGAGUUUUGGCCACCCAUUAUUGUUAUGACUCACACAGAGACAGAGCCCAGAGACAGCGUAAAAUCUGUGCCUCCUUAACCUUUGACCACUCUUGCCUCCCCCUGGAAUACUUUCUCCAUUUCUCAGCCAGGCGCCCUUGCUGUUAUACCCUACAUCUGUACAGAAGCACCAAUGUCUUGGUUUAGUGCUGUCCAGAUCUGCUUUGGCCCUAAAUGCCACUGGCCAUCUCGUCUUUCAAACAAGCCCUGUGGAAGUGAAGGCUUCAGCAUUGGAGACUGACACGUGAACAUGGCUACUAUUGCAAUAAGAUUCAUAAUCUUUUGAUAUUAAAGGCAUGGAUUCUUCAAUCAAGCCAGAACAUCUUUGCCCCAACUGAAGCCUACGUAUGAACAACGCAGGGCGAAGACGUGAAGACGCAGCCUCUGGCAAAAGCUCUAAGGUUACACACUUGUACAUUUUCAUUGGGGACAUGUUCGACCAAUGAAAAGCUGCUCGUUCUGAACUGAAUCUGAAAUAUUAGAGAGAAGGCAGACUUAAAACCCAGUAAGACAGGUUGGCCGGUGAACCUGUUGGGGUCUUGAACUGUCAAACCUUAUCCACUUGAACGGUUGUCUGCUCAUAUUUAAGCUGUAAUUUAAUUUACAUCAUGGCAAGAGGAACCAUUAACGUAACUUGAAUGCUAAGUUAUAAGGAGAUUGUUUUAGAGAUUACAUAAGAGUUGCACAUGUGAGUCCGGAAAUGACUCUGCCUCAUGUUGAAAGAGCAGCAACAGCGUGGCUGGUAUUUUGAGUAUGUAUGGGGAGUCCGGGUGUGGGUGUGGGUGUGUGGGUUUGUGGGUUUGUGUCACUAUGGCAAACAUGAUUGUAAGGAAUAUUAGACUAAUGUGUACUACCACAAAACCAGCUUUGAGCCAUUUGGGUUUGUGUCUGUGGAUGUUUUUUUUAAACACUGUAAGCUAUGAGGACGCAGUGGAAACAAAAGUUAAGCCCAAAAAGAUUCAUUCCCGCAACAAGCAGUUUGUUUCUGAUGAAAAAUAAAAAGAAAGAUUGAUGGUAACAUUGUUAUAGGUGUGUCAACCUUGAUAAAAUAAUAAAUUAAUUACACAAUGACAAGUUAUCAAACAACAUAGAAGCUUUUUUUUGGCAUGACAGUUAGUAAACCCUUCCUAAAGUUGUUGAUCACCCACUGGUAUUUUGGCCGUUUCCUUUCGGAGAUGAUCUUCAAGUCUUGCAGGUAGGAAGUCCUCCUUGCCAUCACCCAAAUUUUUGGCUUCCUCCAUCAGAUUUAAAUUGGGACUCUGGCUGGCUAGCUCCAACGUUUCAAAAGAAACUUGCUGGUAGGAAUAUUUUUGGGCUUAGCUGUAAAUGAAGGAAUGGACAGGCAUUUUAACACUGAGAAAUGCAAUGCAGCUGCGGAACAAACGGUAAUCGCUCAAAAGGUGUUAGAACAAAUUACCACACUGGUUUAAUCCUAUGUAAACAGGGCAAAAAAUAUAUUUUGUGUGAGUUCAUUAAAUGUCUUAGUUAUUAUCAGGGAUCAAGUAUUCCCAGUGCUGUGUUGUAUUUUCGCCUUUUGUUUGUAGUGAGGAAAGGUUGCAUUUCCAUCACAUUAUCAUUGUGUCUACUGCAAACCUCUUAAGGCAGUGCAGAUGGAAUAACACAAAGACCAGCAAUAUAAAAUAUUAAUUCUGAUCUGAUCGCUUCUGAAGCUCUAACGAGCCCAAUCACCCAAUAUUUUUUUUUGUUUGACUCUAUUACAUGACGUAUAACAAAGCACAUAAACGAAGCAUUAUGUUUUCAGAAGGGUGUGAAUAUUUAAAAGUCAUAUAAAAGACCUUGAAUAUACCAGGUGACCUCAUUUUUCAAGUUUUGCAAUGCAUAUUGUUUUUUUUGAAGUAAUUUUACAUUUGAAGAGACAUGUUGUAUUUCUUGAAGGUGCAUAACACUGUAAUAGCAGAGUGACGAAUGGUCGGUUUCAUUUUACAAACCCACCAAAGAUGCAUUAUAGGAUAAUCUCAUCUUUGUAUAUGUUCUUAAAUGUUUGUAGAAAAUGCAUACAAGGACUCACCUUUUAAAACAGCUGACAGCCAAUAGUGAUUUUCUAUUGUAUUUGAAUCAGUUUGUGUUAAAACAUGUUGUGCUAAUUGCAUCUAUUCAUGGGGAUGAUAAAAUAAACUGAGAUGCUUUGAAAGUACUCAAAAGCAUAACAGGUUUGUGUGUGUAUAACACUGAAGUCUUGCAAAGACAUUUGAAAAACACACUUUGUCAUGUUUGGGUCUAUUUUCUUUGCCCACAUGCAGAACACCACAGGAGAACAGGAAAUCAGUUAAAGACGGUUUAUUGAAAUUCAAAGAUAAAUCAGAACGAAUGUGUAUGUGGUCCCAGGGGAGGAUUCUUGAAGUCGUCGGCACACUACGGGACAGCAAGGAGAGACGGUGAGUUUUGAGUACUUGAAAAUGGGAGCUGUGAGAAUGAAUUAGAGCGAUCUUACUUAUGGAGACGAUGAUCUCGGCCCGGGGGGAGAAAAUAGGAGACGCUGAGGAUCAAACAGGAGAAAAAGAGAUGGAACUCGGGCAACCAGUGGGUAACUUCCACGGCGUCAUGAAGGGAGCGAAAUCCAAAAGCCAGGAGUAGGUCUUCUCGAGGAGAAUCCACAGCUUCACAGGGAAACACCUGAAGAAAGAGGACGAGGAAUUACUCAAAAUGUUUGUCAAGGAAGAGAUCACAGGGAGCUAACUCUGGAGGGCUCAGAGUACCAUAGAAGGCUAACACUCAGGCAUUGAAGUGCUGGCAGUCAGCUUCUCUUAUGCUCCAGGAGAUAAUGACAGGAUUGAAGACAGGUGUGUCUAAUCGUGGGAACACCUCUCCCGGUAAGCAGCCUCUGGCACCAUCUAGUGGAGAAACAGUGGAGCAGCAAAAGAACCCAAAACAAAAAAUCCUGGAACCCGACAGUACACCCCCUCAACAGUCGCCACCUGGUGGCCGGGAAGAACAAGAGGGUAGCGAGGAACGAUAGUCCUCAAUGAGCGAGGGAUCAAGAAUAAAAGACCCGGGGACCCAGAGGCACUCCUCCGGACCGUAGCCCUCCCAAUCGAUGAGGUACAGCCAGCCAUGACCUCGCUGACGGGAGUCCACGAUCCGGCGGACAGAAUAGACGAGAUGGCCAUCAAUGUCACGGGCGGGAGGAGGGGGCUCGGAAGGAGGGCGCAGCGUGCUGGUCUGGACGGGCCUCUCUGCGGAUGAAUGCGCAGAGAGGCAGGGAGGCGAAGGCGAACUGCAGACAUUCUGAUGAUGGUUUCAAUCUCAAACGGGCCGAUAAACCUGGGAGAGAGUUUUCUAGACAUGGAUUUAAGUGGAAUGUCUCGGGAGGAUAACCAAACCUUCUGUCCUGGGGUGUAGGUGGGAGCAGGAGUCCUUUUAUGGUCAGUAAUGCGCUUAUUAUGUUCAGCAGUGUUGUUGAGUGCGUUGAUGGUGGUUCUCCAGAUGUUCCGACAGCGGCGGAUGUGGUGUUGAACUGAGGUUACGGCAAUGUUAUUUUCUUCGGUGGAGAGUAGUGGUGGCUGAUAGCCUAGAGAUGCUUCAAACGGAGACAGACCAGUAGCAGCAGAAACACGGCUGUUAUGAGCAUAGUCCACCCAAGGAAGAAAAUGACUAAAGUCGGAAGGGUUAGUGGAGGUGAAACAACGGAGGGUCGACUCUAGUUCCUGAUUCAUUCUCUCAGUCUGAACAUUAGUCUGUGGGUGGAAUCCAGAAGUCAAAGAAACUUUUGCAUUAAGUGCAGAACAGAAAUUUCUCCAAACCUGUGAGAUAAACUGGGGUCCUCGGACUGACAGUAUCUCUUGUGGGAUGCCAUGCAAGCGGAAAACAUGUUUAACAAGAAGUUGGGCGGUCUGAAACGCAGUAGGAAGUUUUCUAAGAGGAACUAAAUGACAAGCCUUCGAGAAACGGUCGAUAAUGGUGAAAAUGGUGGUCAAACAUUUAGAUGGGGUAAACCUGUGACAAAAUCUAUGGAAAUAUGGGGCCACGGACGUUUGGGUAUAUGUAAUGGUUGUAAAAGACCUGACGGGGGCUGAUGGGAUGGUUUAUUUCUUGAACAAACUGAACAGGCUAGAACAAAUUCUUUAACAUCUUUGUGAACUGAUGGCAACCAGGAUCUACGAUUAAUGAGGGAGAUAGUGCGGCUGAUACCUGGGUGUCCGGAAAACUUGGACGAGUGGAUCCAGUUGAUAAACCGGACUCGAACAGCUGUGGAUACAUAGAUCUUGUUCGGUAGGCAAGAGUCCGGCACUGGUUCGGAUUGUUGGGCUUGUCGAAUUGGGUCCUCGAUCUCCCAUGUGACGGCAGCAACGUGGAGGAAGGAUAGUGGCUGGAGUCUUUUCAGAAUCGUCAGGGGAAUGAAGGCGGGACAGAGCAUCUAGUUUAGUGUUACGGGUUCCUGGACGGUAAGAAAUAGAAAGAUUGAACCUGGAAAAGAAUAAUGACCAGCGAGAUUGACGAGGAUUUAGCCUUUUAGCAGAUUGGAGAUAUGACACAUUUUUGUGAUCAGUCCACACCAGCACUGGCUGUUCGGCCCCCUCCAACAAAUGCCGCCACUCCUCCAGGGCUAACUUAAUAGCUGGGAGUUCCCAAUCCCCCACAUCAUAGUUGCGUUCAGGGGGAGAUAAUCUACGAGAAAAGAAAGCACAGGGAUGAAUCUUGUUAUCUAGGGCAGAGACUUACGAAAGUACGGCUCCCACUCCAGUAUCUGAUGCAUUGACUUCAACAAUAAACUGCUUUGUAGGAUCUGGCUGAAUGAGUACGGGUGCAUUGGCGAAAAGAGUCUUGAGUUUUCUAAAGGCCGCGUCUGCCUCCUGGGGCCAAUUGAAAGUGGUCUUGGUCGAAGUAAGGGUGGUUAACUGUAAAGCUGUCUGGCUGUAGAGACGAUACAGAGAUGAUAGAAAUUAGCAAAUCCGAGUUGUUUACGUGUCUCAGGGAUCGGCCACUCCAACACAGCCUUGAUCUUUUCCUCCAUUGGUCUUACCUGCCCGCCCUCUAGAAUGGAUCCUAGGAAUGAGACUGAUGCUUUAUGGAACUCGCAUUUCUCUGCUUUCACAUACAGUUUGUUUUCUAGGAGACGUUGUAGGACAAGACGGAUGUGAUGUCUGUGGUCAGCCAGGGACUUGGAGUAGAUCAGGAUGUCAUUUAGAUAAACGAAAACAAACACAUUCAGGAAAUCUCUCAGCACAUCAUUAACAAUGGCUUGAAUAAAUGCUGGUGCAUUAGACACCAGCAUGACCAAAUAUUUGAAAUGACCAAUGGGAGUUUUAAAUGCCGUCUUCCAUUCAUCACCUCGGCGAAUACGGAGUAAAUGAUAUGCAUUCCUGAGGUCUAAUUUGGUAAAAAUUGUGGCUCCAUGGACUGGUUCAAGCACAGAUGAUAACAAAGGGAGAGGAUAUUUGCUUUUUACCGUUAUCUGAUUUAGCCCGCUCUAAUCGAUGCAGGGUUGCAAGGAACCAUUUUUUUACCGACAAAAAAGAAACCAGCACCCAGGGAAAAGGAGGAUGGUCGGAUGAUGCCAGCGGCUAAUGAUUUCCUGAUGUAUUUCUCCUUUGUUUCUCUUUUGGGAGAUGUUGUACAGACGGCUGGAGGGUGAAGGUGCCCCAGGAAGAAGGUCGAUAGCACAGUCAUAGGGGCGGUGGGGUGGUAGUGAGAGUGCCUUCGAUUUACUGAAAAGAGUGGUCCAGGUUCCAGAGAGUGGCUCGACUGAGCGGAGUCCGGUUGCAGAUGGGCUUGGCUGCGGUGGAGGGCGGACAGGUAAGUUCUGGCAUGAAGGGGGACAGAGGAGUGGUGCGACUGCCAGCCGGAGAAAAUAGGAGAUGCCGAUUAUCAAACAGGAGAGGUGAAGGUGAAACUCAUGCAACCAAUGGGUAAGUUCCACGGCGUCACGAGGGGAGCGAAAUCCAAAAGCCAGGGCUAGGUCUUCUCGAGGAGGAUCCACGGCUUCACAGGGAAACAUAAAGAAAGAGGACAACGAGGAAUUACUCGAACUGUUUGUCAAGGAAGAGAUCACAGGGACCUAACUCUGGAGGGCUCAGAGUACCAUAGAAGGCUAACACUCAGGCAUCGAAGUGCUGGCAGUCAGCUUCUCUUAUGCUCCAGGAGAUAAUGAGAGGAUUGAAGACAGGUGCGUGGAAUUGUGGGAACACCUCUCCAGGUAAGCAGCCUCUGGCACCAUCUGGUGGAGAAACAGUGGAGCAACAAAAGAACCCAAAACAAAAAGCCCACAAAGAAAAACAAAGAAUUCUGGAACCCGACACUUUUGUACUUUAAAGGGCAAAUGCCAUCAUAUACAAUUGGGCGUUAUUUGUAUAAAGUUGCUCAAAUAACAUAAAUAUAAAACUAUGUAUAGAUUUAACAAAGUUUUCUUUCUAUCUUCACACAAGAAAAUUAGCAGCGACAAUUUUUUUCACUGUCUGAGCCAAAUGAAUGAUAGUCAGUUUUCUGACUUUCCUUUCAAAUUCCAGUGUGGUUGAUGUAAACGUGAAGUGAAUUUUUAGGGACAAUCUAUAUGUUGUGUGAAAACUAGUUGUACUGUAGAGGGACCUGCAGAGUGUGAGUGGUGUAACAGUUUAUUCAGAACACGGCUACAUUAGUGCAGUGAGGUCAAACCCUAAAAAAUAAGCACACUAAGUAAUUAUCUGUAGAUAACUGAGACUUUUAGCUGCUUCCUUUGACAAGAGUAAUGUUUUCUACAACCACUGCCCCGCUCACAAGUAAUAAUUAGACUAAUCUAGUCACACAGCUUGUUGAAAAAAGUGAGAUGAUGCAUGCAUUUGUGCAUCAAACCAAUGUUGUUCAGAGCUGGAGCAGGUCUGAAUACUGCCAGAAUUUAAUUCUUUGGAAUCACACAAGGUGAUUUGCUACUUCGGCCAGUUAGAAGGCCGACUGAGCUAAUCAGAAUUUGCUUUUAAACCCUGGCAGGGUUGCUGGUUUGUUAGGGCUCCAAUCUGUGACUUUGUCGUCCUCAGUGGAUAAAUUAUGACAUAAAUAUAUUGUGAGCUGCAAUUUGAUCUAGAAACUUUAUCAUCACUACUUUCCUGUUAGAUUUGUUGUCAAAAUUAUGAUCUAAGUCUUUUAAAGCGAACCAUAAAGUCUGUAGUUUAACUUAUUCUGUACUGGGCUUGGGGGCAAAAAGUACAUUUCACAAUUUAAAAACAAUUAGGAGAUGAUUUUAUGUUUGGGUUUUUUUUGUAGAUUUUCAUUUCAUAAUGUGAAAUUGAAGUAAUUUUGAACAUCUUGCGUCCUGCAGGUUUUGUACAAAACUGUGAUGUUUGAGUAAUCGCAUUAUUUGUGUAAAGGGUUUAAAGCUGAACUACUGAAUCAGAUUUUCUGCCAUCUGUCCAGCGUAAUUUAAAUAGAGAUGAGGGUAAUGAAUCGGAUCAAAGCCGACGUGUGGAAAUAUUUCUUGUCUAACUAGGAUUCAGAUUAAAAAUGUGUCAGGUUUUUUUUUUCCUGUAUUAGUUAUUCUUUAAAAUAUUUCUCCCUGGCAGUGAUUUGCUGUAAGUGCUCCAUUUUGUCUGAAAGAGGCAUUUGCAGCCCUUGUUUUUUCUUUUUAGUGGAAACAUGUAAUAGUCAUGAUGUUGUUUUCCUCUGUUUUUAAAAAAAUGUGAAAGGCACUAUAAAAAUAUCUACAGUAAAAUCUCACAUUCACAUCAGCAACUCUUACUUUUAUUAAUGUGAGCCUUCGGUAACAGAAUAUGUUUGUGUUUAGUAGAACAGGGAAAAGUGAAGGGUUUUAUAGAACAUGUCAUUUUGCUGACCCAUGUUGUCCUUUUUCUGGACACUUUUUAUUUCUCCCCAUUUCCUGUUUUUUUUAGGAUUUAUCUGUGAAUUAA
Messenger RNA from Xiphophorus maculatus (southern platyfish), 10240 nucleotides. RefSeq names its product galactose-3-O-sulfotransferase 3 (gene gal3st3). Gene Ontology annotation, cellular component: membrane. The transcript is spliced from 4 exons. Gene Ontology annotation, biological process: glycolipid biosynthetic process. The record is from RefSeq and is a predicted model, not a curated record. NCBI's taxonomy places the organism in Eukaryota, Metazoa, Chordata, Actinopteri, Cyprinodontiformes, Poeciliidae. Gene Ontology annotation, molecular function: galactosylceramide sulfotransferase activity. Bases 240 to 1670 code for a protein of 476 amino acids.